Lasiosphaeria miniovina is the source of this 3312-nucleotide messenger RNA. RefSeq lists its product as uncharacterized. Gene Ontology annotation, molecular function: histone H3K9 demethylase activity; histone H3K36 demethylase activity; protein binding. The coding region runs from base 1 to 3312 and encodes 1103 amino acids. Lineage: Eukaryota; Fungi; Ascomycota; Sordariomycetes; Sordariales; Lasiosphaeriaceae. Gene Ontology annotation, biological process: chromatin remodeling; regulation of gene expression. The record is from RefSeq and is a predicted model, not a curated record. Gene Ontology annotation, cellular component: nucleus; chromatin. The transcript is spliced from 9 exons.
AUGGAAACCUUGCAGGUCAAAGUCGACUCAAUCGGCAGCGAGUUGCGCCAGAUUGGCGACGCCCUGCGAGGCUACCUCGAGGAUGGGGUCACUGCGACGCGCAAAGUCAAGCCCCCGGGAACGAAAGCCGGUCGCGACCUCCUGAGCCAUUUGCUGAGCAGCUUAGACCGCGUAUGCGCCCAGGUCGACGACAUCCGAGAUCUAUCAUCUCACCUAUCUCUACCCCCGCCCAAGGGACCCGACACGCCUCUCCACACCCCAGCAGACUCCGCAGCAGACGCCGCCCGAGCAUAUCCCCCAGCAUCACGAGAAUGCGUAUCAGCAGCCGCACGAGGAGCAGCAGCAGCAGCAGCAGCAGCAGCAGCAGCAGCAGCAGCAGCAGCAGACGGAGCCGCCGCUGGAGGCACUAUGGUCACCCAAAUCGUGUCCGAGCCCAUCCUGCCGUUCUUCGACUGCACGUACCAAGAUAUCCACGUCCUCAAUGAAGAGCUCUUCGAGGAGUUCUCCCGCCACCCGGCUGUGCAAGACCGGGGCUAUUUCAAAAUCCAGGUGCGCGACCUCCCCCCGAUGGAGGUGGAGGAGGUCGAUCGCCCUACCAAAGACCAUGCCACGUCUUUUGUGUAUAAUAUGGAUCGCAAAGGCCUCGUCAAGGUUGAUAGCGGCACCAGGAGAUCCAGGUCUAAAAUUCCACCUCUUCCGAUGCCUGCAAGUCGGCAGGUUAACUGGACCCUUGCUCAGCAGCAAGAGUUGUGGAACUCGACCGCCCAAAACCCCCCUCGGGGAACGGUCCCCUACAUUAUCGGAAAUCCUCUGUUCCAGGAUGUCGAGCUCGCGCCCGGCGAGAAGCUCAAGCGCAGAGGUGUGCUCGAGGGUAUAAAUACGCAGUACAUAUAUUUUAACCUCAAGAGCAAGACAAUCACGACAAUGCACAGGGAAGACGCCCACGUUCGUUCCGAGAACCUGCUUCGUUGCGGCGAGAACAAAUUUUGGUGCUUUGUCAAGCCAGCAUUCUCGGACAAACUAGAGGAGAUGAUGCGUGUCUCAUACCCUCAGAUGCGUGGUUGCUCUCAGGCUGUCCGCCACCUAAGUCUUCACAUCCCUCCCGCCCGGUUGGAUGAGUGGGGAAUCGAAUACACACUCGACUACUGCGUCCCCGGUCAAGCAGUUGUCACAGAGCCUGGGACAUAUCACCAGGUUUUGAACCUUGGUCCCAAUUACGCAGUAGCCAUCAAUGUCGAAUACGAAUCGUCCGCGGACAUGCCCGACGAUUACCGAUUCUGCGACCAUGAUUGCCCUGACAAGACUGCCAUGUCUGCUGAGGAUUUCAAGAUCUGUGAGCCGACUCCUCCCGAACAAGACGUGGCCGGCAAUUCCAAGGCGGUAGGACCACUCCUCACGCAACCGGAGAACUCUAUGCCAGAGCAAAAUAUCCCGGAGAAUACCGAGCUAGGGGUUUCAAAGCCUGCCAAUAAUGAAGCCCAACUGGCCCCUCACCAACCGGACAUGAGAAUUCAGCCCAGGCCUCAGUCCGAAACUCCGGUUCUUGAGGAAAAUCUGCCCCUCCAGCCGGAUCAGUCAGCUUCUACUUCGAUUUCUGUUUCUGUAUACCCACAGUCAAUAAUCCCACCAGAGACGAGCAAGUCUAAAGAGUUGCACACCAAGGGGGAGACUGCAGCGCCGCAUUCCCAAACUGCGCUGGAACUGGAGUUACCUUUGCAGCCGAGGCCUGCGACUCUUCCUCAAGCAAUUCAGACCUUAUAUUCACCACCGCUACCCCGGGUCAAUGAUAUACACCCCGAGCCGCUGGGGUUGCCUCCCGUCCAACAUGCCUUGCCCCCCGCCUCCCAGGGCUUACUGGAGCAUGUCGCCCCUGCAUUUACGACCGGACAGUCUUAUUUGUCAACAAAGCCGCCAAAUCAUCGGGGGAAGCCUGGGCUGGCGCAUUUCGAGCCUAUGCACUUCCCACUGCAACAUGUAACUGCCAGAUUUGAGCCAGUAGACCCCUCGGAUAUUGUCACGCAACAGCGGGGCAUGCCACUAAAGCGGCUAAGCAAGAAGCAAAAGAUUAGUCUCCAGCUUUCGAAGUUUACCCAGGCUGCCUUUGACCGACUCGCUUCAUUGACACGCGGGUGCGAAGGAACUAGGGUUGGAGCUCUUGCCGCUGAACAAAUCAGUGGCAAGCCGGCCUUUGAACGUCUCGCUAGCAUCGUUCGCGAGUGGAGAGUGCUAUCAAAGCAAAUUCCCAUUGGCGGUGGCGGUAUUGAACUCAUCAAGUAUGUCGACGAGGCGCUGCAAGGCGACUCAGCACUGCAUCUGUUCCUUCAGCGGCUCUGCAAGAUAAAACUGGCAGAAUGGGUUGCGAGUGCUGUCCGCCAGCGAGGCCAGUAUCCUGCAUCUCAAGAUAUCACGGACGAGCUUCUUUUGCUCCUGGGUUGGGAUGGCACGAAACGCGACAGACUGCACGAUCAUCUACGUGACGGGAAAUGCUGGAAGACUAUCUGCGGGCAAUACGACGGGCUCCUCUGCCUAAUGCCUCCUACCGCAUCCUGUCUUGACCUGGCCUUAUUUCACAACGAGCUCGCUAUUUUCCAUGCUCAAAUCGGCACCGGGGCUGUCAAGAACAUGUGUGCAAUGGGUAAGAUCGUGCAGAAGUCCGUCUGGGACGACCUUGAAAUGCCCGAGUUUAUCUGGGAAUCGGUGGACACUAGCGGUCUCACCUUUGACGAGUUGGGCCCUGUGGUGGGGCAGUUUCACCUCCUCAAGACCAACCACCUGGACUUGGUCAAGUACCGCUGGCAGAAGCCGCUUUGCUGGCAAUGGGACUGGCCUGCUGACCCCACGUCCAUCGGUCCCGUAGGCCGGGCCUGUACAUACUGCAAUAGGAAGUCGUCGUGCCGCUGCUUCUGGAGCAAGGUGGCGCAAAUUCCGCGCAUCUCGGAGGACGGCUCGAAAGGUCACGGAAUCCGAGCCAUCGGGACUUACAAAUCCGGCGACAUUCUCGGUGAGCUGGUCGGCGAGCUCGUGCCUCUCGACGCAUACAACAACGAGUGGACGAUGGAAUUUCGCAGGCCGGAUCUCAAUGAUGAGCCUGUCGCGAAGAUUUACCCUAAGGCAAUGGGAAAUUGGGUUCGGAAGGUCAGACAUGACAGCACGGCACCAUCGGCCGAGUUCCAAGUAAUGAAGAUCUCUGGCCGCUGGAGGCAGAUACUUGUCGCUUUACGGGAUAUCAGGGAUGGUGAAGAGGUUACGGCCAAGUUUGGCCGGGGUUACCAAAAGGCGCAGUCGUAUUCGGUUGUUGAGGGGUUUCACUGA